This is a messenger RNA of Momordica charantia (bitter melon), 4087 nucleotides long. It is a transcript of the gene PRP40A, whose product is annotated as pre-mRNA-processing protein 40A. The record is from RefSeq and is a predicted model, not a curated record. Gene Ontology annotation, cellular component: U2-type prespliceosome; U1 snRNP. Lineage: Eukaryota; Viridiplantae; Streptophyta; Magnoliopsida; Cucurbitales; Cucurbitaceae. Gene Ontology annotation, biological process: mRNA cis splicing, via spliceosome. Gene Ontology annotation, molecular function: protein binding; RNA binding.
GCCCGGCUGCGGGUGAGUUUUGCCCAAUUAUAUUUCUAUGAGGUUAAUUCCCGAACGCGGUAAAUAAAUUUUAGCCGCCGAAAAGUUCCCUUUUAACUUCUACUCGGUGCCACCAUCAGUUAGUUUCCCUCUCGUCGGCCCUCUGCUAUUUUUCUCACUUAAACCCUAAAACUCGAUUGAACCCGUGGCUCCGUGAUCCGAUUCCGAGCAGUCGGGUUUCUUACCCGCUACUGGUUUUGGCGCCAUCAUCUGCCCACCUCAACUUGAAAUAUACCCGUAACUGGAAAGAAUUUGAAAGAUCAUGGUUGACGCGGAGCUGGGUUUUUGACAAAUCUUGAUUUUUGUUUAUAUUCUAAAAUAACACCGCUGUUUACCUCGAGAACGUCAAAUCUAGAGGAAGUUAGGAUUCGAGUUUGCUGAAACGUUGAGGAGCUUAAUGUAUUCCCCCAUUACUUCUUUGAUAGGAAAUUUAUGUCUGCUGGAGAUCGUUGGAUUUCUAUUUCUUGCUUUUGGUGACUACAACUGGGAGUUAGCUCACUGAUCUGUUGGCAUUGGUUGCUCAAAGCUUGACUCUCGGUUAUGCUCUGAAAUGGAAAACCUGUCUCAGUCCUCAGGUGGACAGUUUCGACCGAUUAUCCCAGCACAGCCAGGCCAGACAUUCAUUUCUUCCGCUGCUCAACAGUUUCAGUUAGCAGGGCAGAAUAUAUCUUCUUCAAAUGUUGGAGUGCCAACUGGUCAAGUCCAGCCACAUCAGUAUCAUCAAUCAAUGCAGCAGUUAGUGUCAAGACCAAGUCAUCCUAGCUAUGUAACUCCUUCGUCCCAGCCUAUACAAAUGCCGUAUGCUCAGACAAGGCCUCUUACUUCUGUUCCACCUCAGUCUCACCAAAGUGUGGCUGCACCAAAUAAUCAUAUGCAUGGCAUGGGUGCUCAUGGACUACCUCUUUCUUCACCAUAUACUUUCCAGCCAAUGUCACAAGUGCAUGCACCCGUUGGAGUUGGUAAUAGCCAACCUUGGUUGUCUUCUGUGAAUCAGACUACGAACCUCGUCUCACCGGUCGAGCAAGCUAACCAGCAUUCUUCAGUUUCUGCCAUAAAUCCAGCUGCUAAUGUUCCUGUCUUCAAUCAGCAGUCUUCAUCUGAUUGGCAGGAGCAUGCAUCAGCUGAUGGGAGAAGAUAUUAUUACAACAAAAAAACAAAACAGUCCAGUUGGGAGAAACCAUUGGAACUUAUGACACCACUUGAGAGGGCUGAUGCAUCAACUGUGUGGAAGGAAUUUACAGCCCCGGAUGGAAGAAAGUAUUAUUACAAUAAGGUGACGAAAGAAUCAAAGUGGACCAUGCCAGAAGAACUAAAGUUGGCUCGUGAGCAGGCUCAGAAGGAAGCUGUCCAUGGAACACAAACAGAUAUAGCUGUGACAACACCUCAACCUCCGCCUGCUGUUGGUCUUUCCCAUGCUGAAACACCAGCAGUUCCUUCCAUCAACUCCAGCAUUUCUCCAAUGGUAUCUGGGGUUGCAUCAAGUCCAGUUCCAGUCACUCCUUUUGUUUCUGUAUCUAGUUCUCCUUCGGUGGCGGUUUCUGGAUCACUGGCCGUUACUGGCACACCCAUUGCUGCAACAACUUCUGUGACUGGAGUACAGUCUUCUGUCAUGACAGUUGCUUCUCAAUCUGUUGCUGCUUCUGGAGGUACUGGUCCUCCUGCUGUGGUCCAUGCCAAUGCUUCGUCAGUGACUGGUUUAGAAAGCCUUGCAUCUCAAGAUGUCAAAAAUCCUGUUGAUGGAACAUCUUCGGAGGACAUUGAGGAAGCAAGAAAGGGAAUGGCAGUUGCAGGAAAAGUUAACGAGACUGUUUUGGAGGAGAGAUCUGCUGACGAUGAACCGUUGGUAUUUGCCAACAAGCUGGAGGCCAAGAAUGCAUUUAAAGCGCUUCUGGAAUCUGUAAAUGUGCAAUCUGAUUGGACGUGGGAGCAGGCUAUGCGAGAAAUAAUCAAUGACAAAAGAUAUGGCGCCUUGAAAACUCUUGGUGAGCGCAAGCAAGCAUUCCAUGAGUAUUUAGGACAUAGGAAAAAAUUGGAUGCAGAAGAAAGACGCGUAAGACAGAAAAAAGCUCGUGAGGAGUUCACUAAGAUGUUGGAAGAGUCCAAGGAACUCGCAUCAUCUACCAGAUGGAGCAAAGCUGUUAGUAUGUUUGAGAACGACGAACGGUUCAAAGCUGUUGAACGUGCUAGAGAUCGAGAGGAUCUUUUUGAAAGCUACAUAGUGGAACUUGAGAGGAAGGAAAAAGAAAAGGCUGCAGAGGAAYACAAGAAAAAUAUUGCUGAAUACAGGAAAUUUCUUGAGUCAUGCGACUACAUAAAGGUGAGCAGCCAGUGGCGGAAAGUACAAGAUCGGUUGGAAGACGACGAAAGAUGCUCACGUCUUGAGAAACUUGAUCGCUUGCUUAUUUUCCAGGACUAUAUUCGUGACUUGGAAAAGGAGGAAGACGAACAGAAGAAGAUACAAAAGGAACGUGUGCGAAGAAUUGAACGAAAAAACCGUGACGAGUUUCGCAAACUCAUGGAAGAACACAUUUCUGUGGGUGUUCUUACAGCUAAAACUUUCUGGCGUGAUUAUUGUUUGAAGGUUAAGGAGUUGCCUCAGUACCAAGCUGUUGCUUCAAAUAUAUCUGGUUCGACACCAAAGGACUUGUUUGAGGAUGUUCUUGAGGAAUUAGAGAAUAAGUAUCAUGAAGAAAAAGCCCAGAUAAAAGAUGUGAUGAAGGCAGCGAAGAUUACCAUCACUUCAUCAUGGACAUUUGAUGACUUUAAGGCUGCCAUUGAAGAGGGUGGUUCUCUUACCGUAUCAGAUAUAAAUUUUAAGCUUGUAUAUGAGGACUUACUAGAUAGAGCCAAAGAGAAGGAGGAGAAAGAAGCCAAAAGGCGUCAACGUCUGGCUGAUGACUUCUCAAGACUGCUACAGUCAUUCAAGGAGAUAUCAACUUCUUCCAACUGGGAGGAUAGCAAACAACUUUUUGAAGAGAGUGAAGAGUACAGAUCAAUUGGGGAAGAAAGUUUUGCGAGGGAAGUUUUUGAGGAAUACAUCAUGCAUUUACAAGAAAAGGCAAAAGAAAAGGAACGCAAGCGUGAGGAGGAGAAGGCUAAAAAGGAAAAAGAACGGGAGGAAAAGGAGAAGCGGAAGGAGAAAGAGCGAAAGGAUAAGGAGAGAGAACGUGAAAAAGAAAAGGGCCGGAUUAAGAAGGAUGAAUCAGAUAGUGAAAAUGUAGAUGCAAGCGAAACUCAUGGCUACAGAGAAGAUAAGAAAAGAGAAAAAGAGAAAGAUAGGAAGCACCGGAAGCGGCAUCAUAGUGCCACUGAUGAUGGUGGUUCUGGUAAAGAUGAGAGAGAGGAGUCUAAGAAGUCACGCAAACAUAGUAGCGACCGAAAAAAAUCAAGGAAGCACGCAUAUUCACCUGAAUCAGACAGUGAGAGUAGGCACAGAAGGCACAAGAGAGAUCAUCGAGAUGGUUCCCGUAGAAAUGGUGGACAUGAUGAACUUGAAGAUGGGGAGCUUGGUGAAGAUGGAGAAAUUCAAUAGUUUCUGGUUGCUCUUGGUUUCAGGAUUCUGCUUCUAUGCUUCCAAGGGGCCAACCGUUCACCCGGCGUAGCACGAUCAUUGUGAUUUUAAGAGCCACUGAUGGCAACCUCUGGAAAGAAUUAUUUUGAAUGGGAGAGAGAUGAAGGGCGACGCAAUUAUCAUUCUUCCAUUGUCUGUUAGUGGAUACUCUGUAGUGUUCCUUAGAGGAGUUAGUGGCGAAUGUGAACGAGCCACUUAAUUGGAAGCGAUUUUUAUUAGAGCUGGUUUUGUAAGUUGCGACUUCCCCUAGUAUUUGUUGUAAUUCUGCUAGAGAGUAAAAUCCACAUGCUGCUUUUUUGCGGUUGUUUUUACUGACAGAAGUUUGGUUACUGAGAUUAUCUCUAAGUUGAUUUUACAGCACAAUUUAUAACCAGAAUGAAAACAUAGGAAGGCUGUAUAAAUUGACAUCAAAAUUGAGUGUUCACAGCCAGAUCAUGGUUGUUAAAACUUGGAGUAGAACUUUUUCAAAACUUCAAA